AUGUUGUGCAAUGUAAAGGUCUCCAUCCAUAACAAGAGCGAAAUUGUGGAAGUUUUAUACUUUGCACAGCUGGCUGUUAUGGUCCAUGCAGACGACAUCAAUGAGGACGACAAUGAUGAGGAGUUCAAGUACAUUGACAAUGAAAUCUACCACUUUGUCACCAUUGCAAUGGUCUCUGUCUAUUCUUGCCCAGACCCAGAACUACUGCAGAAGUCAGCACAGACUGUUUGGUCAUGCACAUAUCAUGGCAACGAGGCACUGCAGCUAGUCAGCAUGAAAAUGAUACAUUCUGUAGUCACUAUGGUACCUCAUUGUCCUAAACUCCCAUCAGGAUUGGUAGAGGAUCACUUUUUUCUGGUUGAGAAGCCUGGGCUUGGUUUGGUGUCUGUUGAUGAGGAGAUGGGAGAUGAUGCUGACAAGGAUGAAUAG
Messenger RNA from Suillus subaureus, 429 nucleotides. RefSeq lists its product as uncharacterized. The transcript is spliced from 2 exons. The record is from RefSeq and is a predicted model, not a curated record. Lineage: Eukaryota; Fungi; Basidiomycota; Agaricomycetes; Boletales; Suillaceae. Bases 1 to 429 code for a protein of 142 amino acids.